Messenger RNA from Cuscuta campestris, 1292 nucleotides. NCBI's taxonomy places the organism in Eukaryota, Viridiplantae, Streptophyta, Magnoliopsida, Solanales, Convolvulaceae. The record is from the annotation of a GenBank genome assembly.
ACAAGGGAAAGGGAGAAGCGCUGAAGCAGCAGUCUGAUUUCCUCCACGAUUCCUUUCUAAUUUCAUACUCCGUAUGGAGUAUUUCUUUGCGUCUCGCGACUUGUAGCAGCCAGCAGCGACUCAGCCUCAUUCAUGCGUUCAGUGCAAUGGGGACAGAAUGGAAUACUUCUGCUUGGGAGACUUGUGGGAGUGCUAUGAAGAAUGGAGUGCAUAUGGUGUUGGUGUUCCAAUUGUUCUAAAUAAUGGCGAGAGGGUUACACAAUAUUAUGUGCCGUAUUUAUCUGCACUUGAGAUCUUCACCAACACUCCACAACCUACAAACUUGAAAGAGAAUGAAGAUGCAAUCAUCGAGGAUGACACAAUGUCCAAGAGAAGUGAGAGUGAGAAGUCAUCAAGUAGUGACUCCAAUAAAGCUUGGGAUGACCUUUCUAAUGAUGGAAGCAUUGAAUAUUGUGAAAGUCCAUCAGUUCAUGAAACCGAACGACUUGGUCACCUUUACUUCAAAUUCUGUGAUACGUGCUCCCCGUAUUGGAGAAUUCCUUUUGCUGAAAAGAUUGCAGAACUUGCAGAACUAUUUCCUGGACUUAUGACAUUAAAAAAUAUUGACCUGUCUCCUGCAAGUUGGAUUGCUGUUGCUUGGUACCCUAUUUAUCACAUUCCAAUGAAGGGAAAUUGCAAGAAUUGUCUGUCAACAUGCUUCCUCACGUAUCAUACUCUCUCCUCAUCUUCACAAGUUUUUAAAUCUGAUGAGGAUGAAAACAAAAUGUAUGACUUGGUGAAUGAAGAGGGAGGCGAUUUUGAUAAUAGUGAGGAUUCUCUUUAUCCCUUUGGAUUGGCCACUUAUAGACUGGAGGAAGACAUUUGGAUGGAUUCACUAACAUAUGAUGACUAUGAGACAAUAGUCGAUCUCUAUAGCGCGGCCGACUCUUGGUUAAAGCAACUAAACUUCUGGCAUCAUGACUUCAACUUCUUCACUUCUCAGUUCUCUUUCGAGGGAUUCUCUUCAUAAUUCCAUUCACAUCAUCGACGUGAUUUCAUGUAUGCUUUAGAAUAUAUCCUAAGUUAGUAUCAUUAUUGAAACAAUUGUUUUUUAAGUACUUUUGACCAUUAGUUGAACUUUGUAAAUGUACACAUAUGUUAUGUUACUUGAGUUUUUUGCUUUGUUUGUCAAUCUUAUUGUGUAUGUGUGUUGUGCGUAUUAAAUAGUGCACUAGUAGAUAUGAUCAUUAUCUUACUAAUAUUAUGUACUCCCUAUUUGAAACAAUUAGAUUGAAGAAAUGUUGAGUUUAACU